This is a messenger RNA of Opisthocomus hoazin, 2743 nucleotides long. Lineage: Eukaryota; Metazoa; Chordata; Aves; Opisthocomiformes; Opisthocomidae. The record is from RefSeq and is a predicted model, not a curated record.
GCGCUCGCAGCCAACGCUGGGACAGGGUUUGCGGUGGCAGAGCCUCAGAUCGCCAUGUUCUGCGGGAAGCUAAAUAUGCAUGUGAAUAUCCAGACUGGGAAAUGGGAACCUGACACUUCUGGGACCAAGAGCUGCUUUGGAGCGAAGGAAGAGAUUCUGCAGUACUGCCAGGAGAUGUAUCCAGACCUCCAGAUUACGAACGUUGUGGAAGCCAACCAACCCGUCAGCAUCGACAGCUGGUGCAAGCGAGGGAAGAAGCAGUGCAAAGGCCACACUCAUAUAGUCGUACCCUACAAGUGCCUGGUGGGCGAGUUCGUGAGCGAUGUCCUCCUGGUGCCAGAGAAGUGCCGGUUCUUCCACAAGGAGCGGAUGGGGGUGUGUGAAAGCCAUCAGCACUGGCACACGGUGGCGAAAGAGGCCUGUCUGACAGAAGGGAUGAUCCUGCACAGUUACGGCAUGCUGCUGCCCUGUGGAGUAGACCAGUUCCACGGAACAGAAUAUGUGUGUUGUCCUCAGACGAAGGUUGUGGAUGAGGCGCUGUCCAAAGAGGAAGAGGAUGAAGACGAGGAUGAGGACUAUGACCUUUAUAAAAGCGAGUUCCCUACAGAGGCAGGUGUAGAAGACUUCACAGGAACAGCCGUGGAGGAAGAUGAGGAUGGAGAAGACGAAGGCGAAGAGGAGGAGGAGGAGGUGGUAGAAGAUCGUGAUUACUAUUAUGAUAGCUACAAAGUUGACGAUUACAAUGAAGAGACCCCCACAGAGCCUAGCAGCGACAAGGCUGUUCCCGAAAAAGAAGUCAGCAGCGAUAUGAAAUCUGUCUGCUCCCAGGAGGCGAUGACAGGGCCCUGCCGGGCUGUGAUGCCUCGUUGGUACUUCGACCCUAACAAGAGAAAAUGCAUUCGCUUUAUAUAUGGAGGCUGCGGAGGCAACAGGAACAAUUUUGAGUCAGAGGAGUAUUGUAUGGCUGUGUGUAAAAAGAUGAUUUCACAGAGCCCCUUGCCGACUGACGAUGUGGACGUCUACUUUGAAACCCCAGCCGAUGACAACGAACAUGCCCGCUUCCAGAAGGCGAAGGAGCAGCUGGAGGUCAGACACCACAACCGCAUGGACCGGGUGAAAAAGGAAUGGGAGGAGGCAGAACACCAAGCCGUAAAUCUGCCCAAGGCAGAAAGGCAGACUCUCAUUCAGCACUUCCAGGCAAUGGUGAAAUCUCUGGAGAAAGAGGCGGCAAGUGAGAAGCAGCAGCUUGUGGAAACUCACCUGGCUCGUGUGGAAGCCAUGUUGAACGAUCGCCGUCGCAUUGCUCUGGAGAACUACCUGGCUGCCCUGCAGGCUGACCCGCCGCGGCCCCACCGCAUCCUGCAAGCUCUGAAGCGCUACGUUCGUGCUGAGAACAAGGACCGUCUGCACACCAUCCGCCAUUACCAGCACGUCCUGGCAGUCGACCCAGAAAAGGCUGCGCAGAUGAAAUCUCAGGUGAUGACACAUCUCCAUGUGAUUGAGGAGCGGAUGAAUCAAAGCUUGUCUCUGCUCUACAAGGUGCCAUAUGUGGCUGAAGAAAUCCAGGAUGAGAUUGAUGAGCUGCUGCAGGAGCAGCGUGCGGACAUGGAUCAGUUCACGUCCUCCAUUUCUGAAUCCCAGGUGGACGUGAGAGUGAGCUCGGAGGAGAGCGAAGAAAUUCCCCCGGAGGGCAAACCUUUCCGUCCGUUCCAGGUGAAAACCUUCCCAGCCUUGCCUGAAAGCGAAGAUCCUCAGCCGGAUUUGUACCAUCCAAUGAAAAAAGGUUCUGGCAUGACCGAGUUGGACGGGCUGAUUGGCGCUGAAGAAAAAGUGAUUAACAGCAAGAACAAAGUGGAUGAAAAUGUGGUAAUUGAUGAAACCCUGGAUGUGAAGGAAAUGAUUUUCAACGCGGAGCGUGUUGGCGGGCUGGUGGACGAGCCGGACAACGACAGCUCCCUGCGCGAUGACUUCAGUUUCAGCAGCAGCGCCCUUAUCGGUCUGUUGGUGAUUGCCGUUGCCAUAGCUACCGUCGUAGUCAUCAGCUUGGUGAUGCUGAGGAAGAGGCAGUACGGGACCAUCAGCCAUGGGAUUGUGGAGGUUGACCCGAUGCUUACCCCAGAAGAGCGGCAUCUGAGCAAGAUGCAAAACCACGGCUACGAGAACCCCACUUACAAAUACCUGGAGCAGAUGCAGAUAUAGGAGAGGUGAAGAUACGACAGCCCUGGCCGGGAAAGGAGCAGGGCAGAGGGCCAAAGUGGUCCAGCGUUUUGGAUCAACUACUGACCAACAGUUGCUUCGAGAGGACUUCAUCUUACAUUCAGAACUCCUGGAUCAUUAAGACUAUAAUUACUACUGUAGAGUUGCAAUUUCCAUUCUUUUAAAUGGGUGAAGAAAUGAUAAUAUAACAAUAUGAUAUAUAAAUCUCCUUAAAUGGGAAAAAUGGAUCUAUUGCAGAUAUUUGACUGAGAUGUAGUUUUCCUUUUUUUUUUUUUAAUAAUCUGAACAAUACCAGUUCCGUUGUACUGUUGUCUGAUACAAGCUCUAUAUAUAUAAAAUGGGAAAUGUUGAUUUUUAUUUCUGAUAGACCACCUGUAUAUUGAGGGUCACUUGUGCCAGCCCGCCUUGUAAAAAAGGAGACAGUUGUGGCUCUUCAGUCAUUUUGGCUUUUAUAUAUAAAGCAGUAUUCUGUUUUCCUUUUUUUUUCUUUUUUUUUUUUUUUUUAAUGAUUUUCGCCGGGAGCUGC